Molecule: messenger RNA, 834 nt
Organism: Chenopodium quinoa (quinoa)
Lineage: Eukaryota; Viridiplantae; Streptophyta; Magnoliopsida; Caryophyllales; Amaranthaceae
Product: coiled-coil-helix-coiled-coil-helix domain-containing protein 10, mitochondrial-like
Exons: 5
Coding region: 135-557 (140 amino acids)
Biological process (GO): mitochondrion organization
Cellular component (GO): mitochondrion; nucleus
Source: RefSeq, a predicted model, not a curated record
UCUGGCCCUCUCAUUAUAUAAGACUCUCUCUCCUCCUUUCAAAAGCAUUUCACAACUCCUCAAAACGCUGAAGUUAAGCUCUCCCUCUCCUCCAGAACCUUCUUCUUCGCUUGCUUCAUUUCUUCAUCGCAAUCAUGCCUCGUCGUUCUGGUGGAGGAAGAUCUGCUCCUCGUCCUGCUGCUCGGCCAGUUCGUAACCCUCCUCAGCCAGCUCGCCAGGCUCCUCCACCUGCCCCUGCUCCUGCUUCCAGCGGCGGAUCUAUGCUUGGGGGUCUCGGUGCCACUAUAGCUCAGGGUGUUGCCUUUGGAACUGGUAGUGCCGUUGCACACAGGGCUGUGGAUGCUGUUGUUGGUCCUCGCACAAUCCAACAUGAAACUGUUGUUAAUGAGGCAGCUGCUCCAGCUUCUGUUAACAACAGUGUUGGUGAUGCUUGUGGAAUCCAUAACAAGGCCUUCCAAGAUUGCCUGAACAAUUUUGGGAGUGAAAUCAGCAGAUGCCAGUUCUACCUUGAUAUGUUGAGCGAAUGCCGCAAGAACUCUGGUUCUAUUAAUGCUUGAAGUCUUCAGAUUGUUUUUUAUGACGAAAUUCUUGAGACUAUUGAAGCUCAAAACUUUUAGUGGUGGUUUAUAUAUUUAGUACUGGUGGGCUGAUGCCUAUUGUUAUGCCACUUUUUAAAUGCUUUGAUGUCUAUGGUAUUGGUGACUCCUAUUCAUAGUUUUAGCCUGGUGGAUGUUUCAGAUGCUACCAGGCUUUGUUAUUGAAUAAAGGUUUCUUUGAACUUUCUAUAUUGUUACGAGUACAUGGCUUUACAUUCACAAUGAGUUUACUGUUUUA